Miniopterus natalensis is the source of this 1919-nucleotide messenger RNA. The record is from RefSeq and is a predicted model, not a curated record. Lineage: Eukaryota; Metazoa; Chordata; Mammalia; Chiroptera; Miniopteridae.
GCAGUGAUUUGGGAAAGGAUGAUGCCAUCGGAGGGAAUGUGAACAAACAUAUGGUGCUUCCAGCUGGAUACUGUGGACAGCCCAAGAAAGGACAUCUUAUCUUUGAUGCUUGCUUUGAAAGUGGUAACCUUGGACGGGUGGACCAGGUCUCUGAGUUUGAGUAUGAUUUGUUCAUUAGGCCCGAUACCUGUAAUCCACGCUUCCGAGUCUGGUUCAACUUUACUGUUGAAAACGUGAAAGAAUCACAGGUGAGGGAAAUAAUGGAUACCUUCAGUUUGGUUUUGAGAGUCAUUUUCAACAUUGUUAACUUCAGCAAAACCAAGAGUCUUUAUAGAGAUGGGAUGGCCCCGAUGGUGAAAUCUACUAGCAGAUCAAAAUGGCAAAGGCUGCCACCUAAAAACGUUUACUACUACCGCUGCCCGGACCAUAGGAAGAACUAUGUGAUGUCCUUUGCUUUUUGUUUUGACCGAGAAGAAGAUAUUUACCAAUUUGCUUACUGCUAUCCUUAUACAUACACCCGUUUUCAGCAUUACCUUGACAGCCUGCAGAAGAGAAACAUGGAUUAUUUCUUUCGGGAGCAGCUGGGUCAGAGCGUGCAACAGCGGCAGCUUGACCUCCUGACAAUAACCAGCCCCGACAAUCUUCGGGAAGGGGCAGAGAAGAAGGUGGUAUUCAUCACGGGACGAGUCCACCCAGGGGAAACACCCUCUUCAUUUGUGUGCCAAGGGAUCAUUGACUUCCUCAUAAGCCAGCACCCGAUUGCGCGUGUCCUGCGGGAACACUUGGUCUUCAAGAUCGCACCAAUGCUCAACCCUGACGGAGUCUACCUGGGCAACUACAGGUGCUCUCUGAUGGGGUUUGACCUGAACCGUCACUGGCUGGAUCCCUCUCCAUGGGCCCACCCUACCCUGUAUGGGGUCAAACAGCUCAUCGUCCAGAUGUACAACGACCCGAAAACGAGCGUGGAGUUCUAUAUCGACAUCCACGCCCACUCCACCAUGAUGAAUGGCUUCAUGUACGGCAACAUCUUUGAGGAUGAAGAGUGGUUCCAGAGGCAGGCCGUCUUUCCCAAGCUCCUCUGCCAGAACGCCGAGGACUUCUCCUACUCCAGCACGUCCUUCAACCGGGACGCGGUGAAGGCGGGCACCGGCCGCCGCUUCCUGGGCGGGCUCCUGGACCACACUUCCUAUUGCUACACCCUGGAGGUCUCCUUCUACAGCUACCUCGUCAGGGGCACCACGGAAGCUGUGCCCUACACUGAGGAAGCCUAUAUGAAGCUGGGGCGGAACGUGGCCAGGACGUUUCUGGACUACUACCGGCUGAACUCCCUGGUUGAGAAGGCGGCGACUCCCGUGCCGAGGCUGCGGAAAGAAAAGCCCCCUCCCUACAAGUACCCACGCCCGCGGGGCCCGGCCAGCAACUACCCCAAUGGCAAAGGGAACAAGAAGAACUCAGUGAACCGCAAAGACCCUUCCAACUCUGUUUAAGGACAUGGAGGCCAGGGAGGUCUUGUGGAGCAGGAGCAUGCAUUUUCUGCUGGGGCAGAAAUUAAUCACCCUCCUAGUUUCUGAGAUACGGGCUGUGGGAUAAAGAAUAAGCUAGUGAAAGGGAAGGGGGGGGGAAUGAGAAAUUUCACCAUCGAUUUUCCCUUUUACCAAUGGAAAAUCAAUUGUAAGGCUUCAGCUCAGAACUCAGGACCGAAAUAGAGAAGCAAACAGGGUGAGCACAGGUGCCCUUUCCACCACGCGGAGACCCUCGCAGGAGGAGGGAAACCUACACGCACAUCCUUUUGAGAGGCUGGACACAUCUCAGGUCAGGGCUUCCCAGCCCCUUCACCUGCUCAGGUUGUAUAGUUACUACAGACGGCCACCUUUUAGAAUAAGCUCUGUGUUAGAAAAGCCAUGUCCAUAUCUGCUGAU